GUUCCUCCACCAUCCCCACCCUCGGUCCCUCAAUCCCCAUCCCCGGUCCCUCAAUCCCCAUUCUUGGUUCCUCCUCCAUCCCCAUCUUUGGUUCCUCCACCAUCCCCACCCUUGGUCCCUCCAUCCCUAUCCCUGGUCCCUCCAUCCCCAUCCUUGGUUGCUCCAUCUCCAUCCCUGGUCCCUCCAUCCCCAUCCUUGGUUCCUCGAUCCCCAUCCCUGGUUCCUCCACCAGCCCCAUCCCUGGUCCCUCAAUCCCCAUUCUUGGUUCCUCCUCCAUCCCCAUCUUUGGUUCCUCCACCAUUCCCACCCUCAGUCCCUCAAUCCCGAUCCCUGAUUCCUCCACCAUCCCCACCCUUGGUCCCUCAAUCCCCAUCCCUCGUUCCUCCAUCAUCCCUAUCCUUUGUCCCUCAAUCCCCAUCCUUGGUUCCUCGAUCCCCACCCCUAGUUCCUCCACUAUCCCUAUCCUUUGUCCCUCAAUCCCCAUCCUUGGUUGCUCCAACUCCAUCCCUGGUCCCUCCAUCCCCAUCCUUGGUUCCUCGAUCCUCACCCCUGGUUCCUCCACCAUCCCCACCCUUGGUCCCUCAAUCCCCAUCCCUGGUUCCUCCAUCAUCCCCAUCCUUGGUUGCUCCAUCUCCAUCCCUGGUCCCUCCAUCCCCAUCCUCGGCUCCUCCACCAUCCCCAUCCUUGGUUCCUCAAUCCCCAUCCCUGGUUCCUCCAUCAGCCCCAUUCCUGGUCCCUCAAUCCCCAUCCUUGGUUGCUCCAUCUCCAUCCCUGGUCCCUCCAUCCCCAUCCUUGUUCCUCCACCAGCCUCAUCCCUGUCCCUUGAUCCCCAUCCCUGGUUCCUCCAUCAUCCCCAUCCUUGGUCCCUCGAUCCCCACCCCUAGUUCCUCCACCAGCCCCACCCUCGGUCCCUCAAUCCCCAUUCUUGGUUCCUCCUCCAUCCCCAUCUUUGGUUCCUCCACCAUUCCCACCCUCAGUCCCUCAAUCCCGAUCCCUGAUUCCUCCACCAUCCCCACCCUUGGUCCCUCAAUCCCCAUCCCUCGUUCCUCCAUCAUCCCUAUCCUUUGUCCCUCAAUCCCCAUCCUUGGUUCCUCGAUCCCCACCCCUAGUUCCUCCACUAUCCCUAUCCUUUGUCCCUCAAUCCCCAUCCUUGGUUGCUCCAACUCCAUCCCUGGUCCCUCCAUCCCCAUCCUUGGUUCCUCGAUCCUCACCCCUGGUUCCUCCACCAUCCCCACCCUUGGUCCCUCAAUCCCCAUCCCUGGUUCCUCCAUCAUCCCCAUCCUUGGUUGCUCCAUCUCCAUCCCUGGUCCCUCCAUCCCCAUCCUCGGCUCCUCCACCAUCCCCAUCCUUGGUUCCUCAAUCCCCAUCCCUGGUUCCUCCAUCAGCCCCAUUCCUGGUCCCUCAAUCCCCAUCCUUGGUUGCUCCAUCUCCAUCCCUGGUCCCUCCAUCCCCAUCCUUGGUCCCUCAAUCCCCAUCCCUGGUUCCUCCAUUAUCCCCAUCCUUGGUCCCUCAAUCCCCAUCCCUGGUUCCUCCAUCAUCCCCAUCCUUGGUCCCUUGAUCCCCACCCCUAGUUCCUCCACCAGCCCCAUCUCUGGUCCCUCAAUCCCCAUCCUUGGUUGCUCCAUCUCCAUCCCUGGUCCCUCCAUCCCCAUCCUUGGUUCCUUGAUCCUCACCCCUGGUUCCUCCACCAUCCCUAUCCUUUGUCCCUCAAUCCCCAUCCCUGGUUCCUCCAUCAUCCCCACCCUUGGUCCCUCAAUCCCCAUCCCUCGUUCCUCCAUCAUCCCUAUCCUUUGUCCCUCAAUCCCCAUCCUUGGUCCCUUGAUCCCCACCCCUAGUUCCUCCACCAGCCCCAUCCCUGGUCCCUCAAUCCCCAUCCUUGGUUGCUCCAUCUCCAUCCCUGGUCCCUCAAUCCCCAUCCUUGGUCCCUCAAUCCCCAUCCCUGAUUCCUCCACCAUCCCCAUCUUUGGUUCCUCCACCAUCCCCACCCUUGGUCCCUCAAUCCCCAUCCCUCGUUGCUCCAUCAUCCCCAUCCUUGGUCCCUCAAUCCCCAUCCUUGGUUGCUCCAUCUCCAUCCCUGGUCCCUCCAUCCCCAUCCUCAGUUCCUCCACCAUCCCCAUCCUUGGUUCCUCGAUCCCCACCCCUAGUUCCUCCACCAGCCCCAUCCCUGGCCCCUCAAUCCCCAUCCUUGGUUGCUCCAUCUCCAUCCCUGGUCCCUCAAUCCCCAUCCUUGGUUGCUCCAUCUUCAUCCUUGGUCCCUCCAUCCCCAUCCUUGGUUCCUCGAUCCCCAUCCCUGGUUCCUCCACCAUCCCCAUCCUUGGUUCCUCGAUCCCCAUCCCUGGUUCCUCCAUCAUCCCCAUCCUUGGUCCCUCAAUCCCCAUCCUUGGUCCCUUGAUCCCCAUCCCUGGUUCCUCCAUCAUCCCUAUCCUUUGUCCUUCAGUCCCCACCCUUGGUCCCUCGAUCCCCAUCCCUGGUUCCUCCACCAGCCCCAUCCUUGGUCCCUCAAUCCCCAUCCUUGGUUCCUCCUCCAUCCCCAUCUUUGGUUCCUCCACCAUUCCCACCCUCAGUCCCUCAAUCCCGAUCCCUGAUUCCUCCACCAUCCCCACCCUUGGUCCCUCAAUCCCCAUCCCUCGUUCCUCCAUCAUCCCUAUCCUUUGUCCCUCAAUCCCCAUCCUUGGUUCCUCGAUCCCCACCCCUAGUUCCUCCACUAUCCCUAUCCUUUGUCCCUCAAUCCCCAUCCUUGGUUGCUCCAACUCCAUCCCUGGUCCCUCCACGAGCCCCCCCGGGGACGCGGAGGAGGAGGAGGAGGAGGAGGAGGAGGGGCAAGGGGGGGCUGAGACCCACGGCGGGGUCAAGGGGUGUGGGUCGGCCGUGGGUCUGGGGACAGUUGAGGGUCUGGGGACAAGGGUGGGCGUGGGGACAGUUGAGACGCGGGGGGUGGUCAAGGGCGUGGGGGCAGCUGAGGGACAGCAGGGGGGUGAGACCCAUAGGGCGGUCAAGGGCCAUGGGUUGGCCGCCAGCGUGGGGACAGUUGAGGGUGUGGGGGCAACCAAAGGUGUGGGGACAGUUGAGACACGGGGAGCGGUCAAGUGCGCGGGGACAGUUGAGGGACAAGGGACAGCUGAGGGACAGCAGGUGGCCGAGACCCAUAGGAUGGUCAAGGGCCAUGGGUUGGCCACCAGCCCAGGGACAGCAGAGGGUCUGGGGACAAGCAAGGACCUGGGGGCGGUCAAGACGCGGGGGUCAGUCAAGGGUGUGGGGACAGCGGAGGGACAGGGGGUGGCCGAGGGCUGUAGGACGGCUGAGGGCCACAGGUUGACCAUCAGCCCGGGGGCGGUGGAGGGACAGGGGACAACCAAGGACCUGGGGACAGUGGAGACACGGGGGACACUCAAGGGCCUUGGGAUGGUCAAGGGAUGGGGCUUAACCAAGGGGGUGGGGACAGCCGAGGGACAGGGGACGGCCGAGGGCUGUAGGACGGUCAAGGGCCAUGGGUUGGCCACCAGCCUGGGGACAGCUGAGGGUCUGGGGACAACCAAGGAGCUGGAGACAGUUGAGGGACGGGGGACAGCCAAGGGCUUGGGGACACUUGAGGGACAAGGGACGGUUGAGGGGUGUAGGACAGUCAAGGGCCAUGGGUUGGCCACCAGCGCCGGGCCAGCUGAGGGCCAGGGGACCACCAAGGACAUGGGGACAGUUGAGACAUGGGGGACAGCCAAGGGCACGGUGGGGACAGUUGAGGGACGGGGGGCAGCUGAAGGCUGUAGGGCAGUCGAGACCCAUAGGACCACCAAGGACCAUGGGGUGGCCACCAGCCCAGGGACAGCUGAGGCCCAGGGGACAACCAAGGACCUGGGGACAGUUGAGGGCCAGGGGACAGCUGAGGGACAGCAGGUGGCCGAGACCCAUAGGACGGUCAAGGGCCACGGGUUGGCCACCAGCCCAGGGACAGUCGAGGCCCAGGGGGCAACCAAGGACUUGGGGACAGCGGAGGGCCAGGGGACGGUCAAGGGGAUGGUCAAGAGCUGGAAGAUGGUUGAGGGACGAGGGACACCGGGGGGACAGGGGGGGACAGUAGAUGGCCAUGAUGGCACCACGACAGCCGAGGGUUCAACCAAGGGCUCUGGGCCCACCACGGCGGCCAUGACACCCACGGCGACCCCAACGGUGGUGACACCCGUGGCCACCACGCCACCCACCACGCCGGUGGCGGCCACCACACCCCCGGCGGCCAUGACACCCCCUCAGGGGCGUGCCGAGGGCGGACCUGUUCCCUGUCCUCGUCUCCUGUCCCUUGUUGGACCCCUUGUCCCCAUCCCUGUCCCCUCCUGGACCUUCGGUGGCCAUGAGAGGGGCACCCCGCCGCGAGCCCGGACCCCCCCCGGCCCACCCGGCCCUCCAACGCCGCAGCGGCAACACCAUCACCGGGACGGAGGAGAGGGGGCAGGCGAGGGGGAGGAGGUGGCUCCAAAAUGGCCGAGGGAGGCCAGAGGGAGGAUGGAGCGAUGGCCGGGGGACAGGGGACGGCCAGGAGGGGACGAGGGGGUGGCGGCCAUCGGCCUCAGGCCUGAGCAGGAGACGAGAGGCCAAAGCCUGAGACCUGCUCCCGUUGCCAUGGCAACGAAGCCUGAGGCCUGCUCCUGA
Calidris pugnax (ruff) is the source of this 4641-nucleotide messenger RNA. Its product is annotated as proline-rich protein 36-like. The annotation marks the transcript as partial. NCBI's taxonomy places the organism in Eukaryota, Metazoa, Chordata, Aves, Charadriiformes, Scolopacidae. The transcript has 5 exons. The record is from RefSeq and is a predicted model, not a curated record.